AUGGCAGCUGACACCAAGGAUACGCAAAUUGCCGACCUUGGGCACAAGGUCGGCAGCAGCGAAGAGGAACAUCACACCGACAACGAAAGCACCAUCGAGGCUCAGAGGUAUUCUUACACCGAAGACCGAAAGAUUGGAAUUACUGGCUCCGUUUUCUUGAUUUUGAACAAGAUGAUAGGGACUGGAAUCUUCUCAACCCCGUCCAGCAUUUUUGCAGCCACUGGUUCGGUUGGAAUCAGCCUCAUGCUGUGGGUUAUUGGAGGCCUACUCACCUUCUUUGGUCUCAGUGUGUUUAUGGAAUUUGGCCUUGCCAUUCCUCUUUCUGGUGGCGAAAAAAAUUAUCUCGAACGCGUGUAUCGUCGACCCCGCUACUUGGCAACAUGUGUUCUCGCUUCACAGAUGAUCCUUCUCGGCUUUUCUUCCGGAAACUCGCUUGCCUUUGGCAGAUACGUGCUCUUCGCAUCUGGGCGAGAGAUCCCGGAUGGCUGGGAGGCCCGCGGCAUCGCCAUCGCCUGCGUGACAUUCUCCGUUGUCCUGCACAGCACCUUGCCGAAAUGGGGAAUCAGACUGUUCAAUGUGCUUGGAACCUUCAAGGUCGUCAUCCUCUUGUUCAUCGUGUUUUCCGGGUUUGCGGCGCUUGCAGGUCACCGACGCGUGCCGAACCCACACAACUUUGACGGCGCCUUCAAAAUCGAGAAUGGAGAUGGCUACGGAGGCGGAGGAGCGUAUGCAUACUCAAACGCCCUUCUGAACAUCAUUUACAGCUACAAGGGUUGGGAGAAUGCCAACUAUGUUCUGAGUGAGCUCAAGCAUCCCCGGAAGACCCUGUCAAUUGCAGCGCCCCUUGCCAUCGGCGGCGUCACGAUCCUCUACGUGCUCGCCAAUGUCGCCUAUUUUGCCGCAAUUCCCAAGUCAGACCUUGCCAAGUCCGAGGUCAUUGUGGCUGGUCUAUUCUUUCGCAACAUCUUCGGGCAAAGUGCCGCAGCUCGCAGCUUGCCGGCGUUUGUUGCGCUGAGCAAUCUAGGAAACGUCCUCGCAGUCUCUUUUGCACACGCCCGCUUGAACCAAGAGUUGGCCAAGGAAGGGAUGCUGCCAUUCAGUCGUUUCUGGGCAUCGAACCGACCUUUUAAUGCUCCAGCGGCAUCGCUCUUUAUUCAUUGGAUCGUGACGGUAAUUGUCCUUGUUGCGCCACCUGCAGGCCCUGCGUACAAUUUCAUUGUUAACUUAUAUACGUACCCUGGUGCCUGGAUCAACGGCUUCGUCACCGCUGGCCUUAUCUAUCUCCAAUGGACGAAAUCGGAGAAUUGGAGUUCACCAUGGCACACUUACCUUCCCAUCUCUAUCCUCUACCUUCUAUCUAACAUCUUCCUCGCGUUUGUUCCCUUUAUCCCGCCCGAGGGUAGUUGGAAUGCUGACGGCUAUCCUUACUACGUAUUCCCUGUUGUAGGAGUGGGUGUUUUGAUACUGGGAGGAGUUUACUGGGCCCUUUGGACCAAGGUUCUUCCUCAAAUUGGUGGAUACAAGGUUGUGGCUGAGCGGACUUUUGAUGAGAAUGGCACGGAAGUCGUAAGAUAUCGCAAGGUUUCUGUCAAGGCGGAUUAG
Molecule: messenger RNA, 1602 nt
Organism: Ilyonectria robusta
Lineage: Eukaryota; Fungi; Ascomycota; Sordariomycetes; Hypocreales; Nectriaceae
Product: amino acid/polyamine transporter I
Exons: 4
Coding region: 1-1602 (533 amino acids)
Biological process (GO): amino acid transmembrane transport
Cellular component (GO): membrane
Molecular function (GO): L-amino acid transmembrane transporter activity
Source: RefSeq, a predicted model, not a curated record